AAAAGGGAUUGAGCAAUAAAAAUUUGUUUCACAUUUUUGGCUGCCACUUCUUGCCAUACAUAUUAUAUAUGGUUGGUUCCACCAUUGUUUCAUUUGCAAUUGGUUUCCUCCAAUCUUCUUUUCAUUUGUUGCCAAAAAUCACACAGACCCAUUUGAUGACUUUAUGUCCAAUGCUUUACUUCCUAAUCUCUUGUAUAUCCUUCAUCCUCCUUUCCAAGUCUUUUACUAACAACCCACUCCCUCUCCCUCCAUGGGAAAGUGAGAUCACUGAGAUGAAACUAUUGUCAAUUUGGUUUUGGGGGGAAUUAUCAAGUUUUCUUGUGUUUUGGAUGAAGGAAACUAAGCUUGCUAUGACUUUCUUUCAAGUACCCAGAUUCAUGCCAUUGAAGAAGAUGAGUCUUAGUUCCAAAGUAGAGAAUGUAGAGGAGAAAGAUGAUACUUCUCUUUUGGAUUUGCCUGACUUGGCUUUGGAAUGCGUUCUUGACCGGCUUUCCCCAGCCGGGUUGUGCAGUAUGGAAGCAGUUUGUACUUCUUUGAGGGAUAGAUGCGGAAGUGAUCAUCUAUGGGAGAAACACAUAAAGCACAAAUGGGGCAGAGUGAUUGGUGAUGUUGCUUACCGAGAAUGGCAGCAAUGGCAUGCUGUAGCCUCAAGAAAAGGACCGACACUCUUGGAUCGAAGCAAGAAAAAAGGCUUGUUUGAUUUCCUUUCUGGGGUUUGCCCAUGGUUUAGACCAAAGUCAAAAAGAAUCAACAAGUCGAGGGGUUCUUUACCGAUUGAUUCGAUCAUGGGUUGGUACCUUUCUCUUGAAAAUGGCAAGUUUUGGUUUCCAGCUCAGGUCUAUAAUCGUGAGCAGAAUUGUCAUGUUGGUUUUAUGCUGUCAUGUUAUGAUGCCCAACUUUGCUAUGAUUUGCGGACUGACACCUUUCGGGCAAGAUACUCCCCUCACGGGCGGCGGACAACAGAGGAAAAUAUACAAUGGGAUAGGCUAAGAGCACCACCAGUUGAUACUCCUCCACAUAUUCUUCAUGCCUUUGAUUGUUUGAAUGACUUAAUGCCCGGAGAUCAUAUUGAGAUCCAGUGGAGAAGAAAAAGAGAAUUCCCUUAUGGUUGGUGGUAUGGUGUCGUUGGCCAUUUGGAACCAUGUGAUGGGAAUGAGAAUCACUGCCACUGUCAUGAUAGUGACAUGGUGAUAUUGGAGUUCAACCAGUAUAACCCCAGCUCUCGAUGGAGAAUGAUAGCCAUAAACAGGAAGGACCACCAGGAGGAAGGCAAUGAAGUAUGUGGCUUUUAUGGUGGAAUUAGGAAGCUUUACAACAAGGAGGAGAUUGCAAAGUGGAAGCGCCUUUGGCCAACUCAAGUCUUGGAAUAACAUGGUGACUCUUCACUCAUGACUGCUUUGUAAAUGAAGCCCCCUCUAGUUUUUUUUCUUUUUUCUUUCGCACUAUAGCUGUGAAUGAGAAUAGCUCAUAGUAAUAGGAGUCAUUCCAAGAGAAUGAAGGUUAGGUUGAUCAUUUUGGUUUGGCACAAAGAGGCCUUGAGAUGCAAAUAUAAUGUACUUAUAUAUACAAUGAUAUGAAUUUUCCAAUGAAAGUGUUACUCAAUAA
Messenger RNA from Alnus glutinosa, 1605 nucleotides. Its product is annotated as F-box protein At2g32560-like. Gene Ontology annotation, molecular function: protein binding. The transcript has 5 exons. The coding region runs from base 69 to 1370 and encodes 433 amino acids. The record is from RefSeq and is a predicted model, not a curated record. Lineage: Eukaryota; Viridiplantae; Streptophyta; Magnoliopsida; Fagales; Betulaceae.